UUCGGCUAACCUCCGAGGGAAACUUGUGUCUUCUUAGAACAAAAUGUUUCCUAAAAUUAAUUCAACUAAAGCAUGCAAAUCAAUUCAAGUUUCCUAAAAUAUACCUGAAAAUAUGUUUCCUCCAAUUUCUACCCCUAAUUCUGCCCAAUAACAUAAAGGUUUCUAGAAUACACUGAAGUUCAAAAAGCUUCUCCUUGCAGUUUUCACAUGCUCAUAAUUCAGAGUGCUGCUCUAUAAUUAUAGUUUCUUCUGCAAAAAAAUUCAUUCUGUUUCACGCUCUCUCAUUCAUGGAUAACCAAAACUCAGACAACGCAAAGCCGAAUCCGGAUCAAGUUGUUCUCUUUAUAGAUGAACCAACCACAAAAACCAGGCAAGAAUCAACUGAUCCGACUUUCCAAAACCCAACAAGAAACAAGAGCUUUCGGGGCCUCAGCUUUUCCAAACCCAAAUCCCGUUUUGCAGAAAAAAACUAUCCUCUCCCUCUCAAAUCCGAAGAAAUCCAACCCUUAAACCCAGAAGAUAACACCUCAUCUGAUGACGAGGAAGAGUGGUUUAAGAACUUUGAAUGCGAAGAAGAUGGUGAAGAUUACAGACAAGCCAAGUUACGCAAAAGAAAGAAAAGAAAGAUCAACAAGAGAGCCUUGAUUGAGUUCAUUUUGUUUCUCAUCAUCUUGACAUGUUUGAUAUGCUCUUUAACCCUCAAAUCAUUCAAACAUAAAGUUCAAUGGGGGUUGGAGUUAUGGAAAUGGUGCCUCAUGGUUAUGGUUCUCUUUUGUGGGCGGCUUGUUUCCGGAUGGUUGGUAGCCUUGCUCGUCUUUAUCAUUGAGCGUAAUUUCAUGCUACGAGAAAAGGUUUUAUAUUUUGUUUAUGGAUUGCGCAAGAGCUUUCAAAAUUGUGCAUGGCUAGCAUUUGCGUUAGUUUGUUGGAUGAUUAUGUUUCCAAAUGUUCACAAGCAUAAUUCCGUUCUCAAGAAAGUGUUUCGCACUCUUAUCGCUGUGCUUAUUGGCGCCACAAUCUGGUUGUUAAAAAUAGUUUUGGUUAAAGUUCUUGCUUCUUCAUUUCAUGUGGCGACCUUCUUCGAUCGCAUGAAGGAGACGGUUUUCCACCACUAUAUUCUUGAUACUUUAUCCGGGCCUCCGUUGGAUGAGACCGAAAUUGAAACGCCACGACUGCGGGCUCUUCAUGCGUCGAAAUCUAUGCCGGCCAAGCUGAGAAACGGUGCUACGAGAACGUUUUCGAAGAAGUUCGGGUCGAGGAGGAUUGACAUGGAGAGGCUAAAGAAACUGAGCAUGCACAGCAGGGCCACGGCAUGGAAUGUGAAGAGGCUACUUAAGUACGUGAGAUCAUCAGGAUUGUCGACAAUUUCUAACACUGUGGAUGAAUUUGAGGCUGCAAAGUCGGAGAUUCAUAGUGAAUGGGAAGCAAGGACAAGUGCUCAGAGGAUCUUCAAGAAUGUUGCAAAGCCAGGUGCCAGGUUUAUAGAAGUGGAAGAUCUUCUAAGAUACUUAAAGAAAGAUGAAGUUCAUACUAUUUUCCCUUUAUUCGAAGGAGCACUCGAAACUGGGAGGAUCACUAAGUCUUCUUUUCGAAAUUGGGUGGUACAUGCAUACAUUGAGCGCAAAUCUUUGGCCCAUUCCUUGAAUGAUACAAAAACAGCAGUUCAACAACUUCACAAAUUGGCUAGUGCAAUUGUGAUAGUAAUAAUUAUAGUGGUGUCACUUUUGGUUUUGGGAGUGGCCACCACUAAGGUAAUAUUCGUGGUUACAUCACAGUUGCUGCUGGUGGGAUUUAUGUUUCAAAACACUUGCAAAACCAUCUUCGAAUCCAUCAUUUUUGUGUUUGUCAUGCACCCUUUUGAUGUUGGUGAUCGUUGCGUCGUUGAUGGUGUACAGAUGAUUGUGGAAGAAAUGAACAUAUUGACUACAGUGUUCUUACGUUAUGAUAUGGAGAAGAUUUACUACCCCAACUCCGUUCUUCUCACAAAGCCCAUCAGCAAUUUCCGGAGAAGCCCUGAAAUGGGAGAUAGCGUUGAUUUCACCAUUGAUGUCUCCACUCCUGCUGAUGACAUUAAUGCAAUGAAGAAAGCUAUACAAGUAUAUAUAGAGAGCAAGCCAAAGUACUGGAACCCAAAACACGCAGUGGUAGUGAAGGAAAUUGAGAAUAUGGACAAGAUGAAUAUGAUAUUGUGUGUUCAACACACCAUGAACCAUCAGAAUUAUGGGGAAAAGAGCAAUCGACGAUCAGAGUUGGUACUUGAAUUGAAGAGGAUAUUUGAGAACCUGGGCAUUAGGUAUAAUCUCCUGCCUCAAGAGUUACAUGUCACACAACUCAACUUGAACAAUAAUGGAAGAUUGUUGUCUUGAUGAUGUAAUUAAUGUCUCCCUCCCUAGGUACGCAUCAAUGAACAAUUAAGUAGUAGUGUUAAAAUUGGUCACUGAUAUCUGGCUUUUUUAUGAAAACCUAAUCAAUGUACUUUAUAUAUGUAAGACUGAGAGAAUGCUUUUGUUCAUGAGUAGAUGAUAAAGCUUGAUUUAUAA
This is a messenger RNA of Pistacia vera, 2537 nucleotides long. Its product is annotated as mechanosensitive ion channel protein 10-like. Gene Ontology annotation, cellular component: plasma membrane. The record is from RefSeq and is a predicted model, not a curated record. The coding region runs from base 288 to 2363 and encodes 691 amino acids. The transcript is spliced from 5 exons. Gene Ontology annotation, molecular function: mechanosensitive monoatomic ion channel activity. NCBI's taxonomy places the organism in Eukaryota, Viridiplantae, Streptophyta, Magnoliopsida, Sapindales, Anacardiaceae. Gene Ontology annotation, biological process: transmembrane transport; detection of mechanical stimulus; monoatomic anion transport.